Eremomyces bilateralis CBS 781.70 is the source of this 573-nucleotide messenger RNA. RefSeq lists its product as uncharacterized. The record is from RefSeq and is a predicted model, not a curated record. Bases 1 to 573 code for a protein of 190 amino acids. NCBI's taxonomy places the organism in Eukaryota, Fungi, Ascomycota, Dothideomycetes, Eremomycetales, Eremomycetaceae. The transcript is spliced from 2 exons.
AUGGCCUCUGAGCAAUCCGUCCCCACCAACGACCUCCGCAGUGAGUCUAUGGACUCAAAGCGCGACCACGACCACAAGAGCAAAUGGGCCCAUGGCAAAGUCACCGGUCGUGGCCAGGGUCCCAAUGCCCACGGCCGGCCUAUGACGAUCCAUCGCAACGAGGGCGUCAUUCGCUCCCACCGGCUCGCGAAAACCGCCCUCAAGCAAGAUGUCCGUGACGAGGGCGUUGCGCACCACUCCGUGCCGGUCGGCGCCUCGCCGUCGGGGUCCUCGUCCGAUGAGCACGCGAAGGAGGUGAUCGAACCGUCGGCGGCGCCGGAGCCGGACGCGGAGAUCACGUACUCGUUCGACGCGGCGAAGGGGCCGGGCCACGGAAGCCAGUUGCUCAGCAUGGCGGUGGAGCAAGCGGUGGAGCGGUUCGAGAACGAGGAGACGGAGAAGAUCGUGAGGACAGAGUAUGAUCUGCUGGAGGCGGAGGGGGUGGCCGUACCGUUUGUAGGGAAGGGGAAGGAGAAGAAGACGGCGGGGAAGAAGGAGAAGAAGAAGGUCGAGGACGAGUAUGAGUUUGUUUGA